Molecule: messenger RNA, 1594 nt
Organism: Solanum verrucosum
Lineage: Eukaryota; Viridiplantae; Streptophyta; Magnoliopsida; Solanales; Solanaceae
Product: pentatricopeptide repeat-containing protein At1g71060, mitochondrial
Exons: 1
Coding region: 1-1587 (528 amino acids)
Molecular function (GO): protein binding
Source: RefSeq, a predicted model, not a curated record
AUGGGUUUCCGUGGAUUCCUCAGCCGCAUUCCUAAAACCCUAAUCCCUUCACUUCACAGCUCCAAAAAACCCAUAAAAAAUGGACCCCAAAUCCACAAAUUAAUCUCCUUUUUUCGAAUUUCUACUGGUAAUAGCAGUACUACUACUUCUUUACCCUUAAACAGAUCAAUUCAUUACGAUUCAGUGAAGAACACCCAUCUCAAUUCCAAUCCCAAUCCCCAAAACCCAGAAAUUAUCCAGGAAGCUGAAAGAAUCUGCAAAAUCUUACUGAAAAACACCGAUGUUGCUGAUGCUUUGAGUUCCGCUUCAGUAAAUGUGAGUCCUUUAUUAGUUAACGAAGUUAUAAAGAAGCUCAGCAAUUCUGGGAUUUUAGCUUUAUCUUUCUUCCGUUGGGCUGAGAAGCAGAACGGGUUUGUUCAUACUGCUGAAAGUUAUCAUGGUUUGAUUGAAGCUCUAGGAAAGAUUAAGCAAUUUAAGAUGGUUUGGAUUUUGGUCAAUGAAUUGAAAAACAAAGGGUUAUUGUGUAAAGAAGCAUUUGCACUCGUUUCUCGGAGAUUUGCUCGUGCGAGGAAGGUAAAAGAAGCUAUUGAGGCGUUUGAGAAGAUGGAGAAGUAUGGAUUGAUACAUGAAUUGCAAGAUUUUAAUAGAUUGUUUGAUACAUUGAGUAAGUCUAGGCAUGUUGGGAAUGCACAAGAGGUGUUUGAUAAAUGGAAGAAUAGGAAGUUUACGCCUAAUAUUAAGUCGUAUACAAUAUUGUUAGAAGGAUGGGGUCAAGAAAAGAAUUUGUUGAGGUUAAAUGAAGUUUAUCGCGAGAUGAUGGCUGAUGGUAUUGAGCCUGAUGUUGUUAGCUAUGGGAUCAUGAUCCAUGCUCAUUGCAAGGUUAAGAAGUAUGAUGAGGCGAUUGAGUUGUUACACGAAAUGGAAAGGAAGAAGAUUAAGGUGACGCCUCAUGUGUAUUGCACGUUGAUAAAUGGUUUGGGGUCGGAGAAAAGGUUGGUUCUAGCUCUUAAGUAUUUCGAGUUGUAUAAGGGUAGUGGUUUUGAUCUUGAGGUGUACACGUUUAACGCGAUGGUGGGAGCUUAUUGCUGGUCUUUGUGUAUGGACGAUGCGUAUAAGUUAGUUGAUGAGAUGAGGAGAUGUAAGAUUGGUCCAAAUACCCGAACUUAUGAUAUCAUUCUUCACCAUCUUAUAAAGGCAAGAAGAAUGAGUGAAGCUUAUACGAUGUUUCAGAAAAUGAGCAAUGAUCCUGGCUGUGAACCGACUGUGAGCACAUACGAGAUAAUGGUAAGGAUGUUCUGCAACGAGGACCGAACAGAUAUGGCUCUAAAGGUCUGGGAUAAGAUGAAAGCUAACGGAGUUCUUCCUGGAAUGCAUUCGUUUUCCACGUUGAUUAACAGCUUUUGUCGUGAGAAUAAAUUGGAUGAUGCCUGCAGAUACUUUCAAGAAAUGCUUGAUAUGGGCAUGAGACCUCCAAUUCCAUUGUUCGAUAACCUAAAACGUGCACUUCUUGACGAGGGAAAAGAGGAUACUGUUAAAGCUUUGUGGAGGAAACUUGAGAAACUAAGGAAAAGUUCUUUAGUUGGAUAAAGACAAG